Messenger RNA from Vicia villosa (hairy vetch), 5238 nucleotides. RefSeq lists its product as uncharacterized. NCBI's taxonomy places the organism in Eukaryota, Viridiplantae, Streptophyta, Magnoliopsida, Fabales, Fabaceae. The record is from RefSeq and is a predicted model, not a curated record. The coding region runs from base 1 to 5238 and encodes 1745 amino acids. Gene Ontology annotation, biological process: proteolysis; DNA integration. Gene Ontology annotation, molecular function: nucleic acid binding; aspartic-type endopeptidase activity. The transcript has a single exon.
AUGGCUCCUCCCAAACCACCCCAACCCACACCUCAAGAGAUUAUUGAACAAGCUGUUCAAACCUCUAACACACAGCUGGCUAAUGCAGUAGAUCAAAUUCAUUCAGAUCUGGAUGAAAGGUUUGUUUUUGUGCAGUCAGAUCUGGAUAAAACACACCAGAAUCUGCAGAAAAUCACCACCAGAAUGGACAAUGACCGGCAGAUUUCAGACACGCGAUAUGACUCUAUUAUGUCCACACUACAAAAGCUGCUGCUACAGCAACCUGCUGCCACUACAGCCGCCACCAACCCUACACCCUCAGGUAUGAAAACUGUAAUCUCACCUAUUCCUACACUAGCCUCACCCCUGUCCGGUAUUGCAUCCACUUCCACAACCCCUCCCUGCACCACCACAACCAUCCCCUUUUCGUUGGGAACCUCACAAAUUCCCUCUUUCCCGUAUAACCCCCACACUCAUGUUUCCACUGCCUUCACUCCUUACACUUUUAUUCCGACCAGCCUACCCCCACCUUCCCCUUAUAAUAUUCCGUUUCCAAACCCCCAUACUUACUCACCACCAACAAAUCUGCCACCUUUGCCCCCAUUUCGCUCUCCCAAACUAGAACUUUCUUUGUUUGAUGGGUCAAAUCCCUUAGAGUGGCUAUUCCAGGCAGAUCAGUUUUUUGGAUUUUAUAAUAUGCCCCCGGAAAAUCGAUUGUCUAUGAUGUCCUUUUAUAUGAAGGGUGAUGCUCUUGGUUGGUUUAAAUGGAUGCAUCAUAAUCGCUUACUUACUGAUUGGGCUUCUUUUACUAGAGCAUUAGAAUUAAGAUUUGGACCUUCUACUUUUGCAAAUCACCAAGCAGAAUUAUUUAAGCUUAAACAAACUAAUUCUGUUGUGGAAUAUCAAGCAGCUUUUGAAAAAUUGGGCAACCAAGUUGUUGGGUUAUCACAUGAUGCAAUACUAAAUUAUUUUAUCUCAGGCCUUAUUCCAGAAAUCCAGAAUGAAAUUGCUAUACAUAAACCCACAUCUAUUUCUCAGGCUAUUGGGCUUUCUAAACUCAUUGAAUCUAAACUAAGAGAGUCCAAACCAAAAUAUAACAAGCCUUUUCCCAGCCCAUUUCCUAAACCGCCUACCCAACCAACCCCACCUAUUCCAUCUACACCCCCCAAAACCAAUACCACCAUUCAGCCCAACAAAUUUCCCAUUCGACGCCUAUCAAAUGCCCAACUUCAAGAGCGUCGCGCCCAAGGCUUAUGUUUUAAUUGCGAUCAGAAAUUCAUCGCCGGUCAUAAGUGCUCUGCUGGAAAAUUCCUUUUAUUAUUGGUGGAUGAGGACGAAAUACUACAACAAGACACUAGUUUACAUGAGUCUGAACAUGAGUCUAAACCAGUUUUCCACUCAGAACAGGAAGAAACCUAUUUCCAGCUAUCACCCCAAGCUGCUUGUGGACACUUAUCUCCCAAAACCCUCAAAUUUCGUGGCAGUAUUUUUGGCUUACCAGUCACUGUUUUAAUUGAUACAGGGAGUACACACAACAUCCUCCAACCUCGUAUUGCCCAUCACCUAAAACUCCAAACUACCCCUAUCCCUAACUUUUCGGUUAUGGUAGGUAACGGUUCUAAAUUAAACUGUUCAGGACUUUGCCAACAAGUUCCUCUCACCCUCCAAGACAACUUGUUCACUAUUUCGUUCCACUUACUUCCUAUAGAGGGGGCAGAUAUCGUUCUUGGGAUGGAAUGGUUGCGUACUCUUGGUCCACUCAAGGCUGACUUUUCAAUUCCCAAGCUCUCCUUCACUUACAAUAACAACGACAUCACCAUUACAGGUGACUCUAAAACACUACCCACACCCUCUUCAUUUCAUCAAAUCUGCCAUCUCCUCCACAAUGAUUUAAUACCAUCCUUACACCUUUUGAUUUGCCAACCCACCCCUGCCCAAGAUACCCUCCCUUCUCCCUCAAAUCCAGACCUCUUUGACUCUUUACCUUCGUCCAUUCCCCCACAAAUCACCACUCUUCUCAAAUCCUUUCCAAAAGUCUUUCACAAACCUCACGGAUUACCACCAUCACGCCCUCAUGACCAUCAUAUCCCUCUUUUACCUAAUACCACCCCUGUCAACGUAAAACCUUACAGAUACCCCCAUUCCCAAAAAGAUGCUAUGACAGUUUUAAUUCAAGACAUGCUUGCUGAGGGAAUAAUUAAGCCCAGCCAAAGUCCCUACUCUUCCCCAGUUCUAUUGGUUCGAAAAAAAGAUGGCAGCUGGAGAUUUUGCGUUGACUACAGAGCACUAAACGCUGUUACUGUUAGAGACCGUUUUCCUAUCCCGACCAUAGAUGAAAUCUUUGAUGAACUAGGAUCAGCAACUAUUUUUUCCAAGAUCGAUCUUCGAUCUGGUUAUCAUCAAAUUAGGGUUACACCGGCGGAUACACACAAGACAGCGUUUCGCACGUUUGAUGGACACUAUGAGUUUUUGGUGAUGCCUUUUGGGCUAACUAAUGCUCCUAGCUCUUUUCAAUCGGCUAUGAACGACCUACUACGGCCGUUCCUACGACGGUUUGUUUUAGUUUUUUUUGACGACAUUUUGAUCUAUAGUUCUUGUUUAACUGACCAUGCCCAUCAUUUAUCCUUAAUUCUUAAUUUACUAUCAGUUAACCAAUUUUAUGCAAAAUUAUCCAAAUGUGUUUUCGCUGUUCCUAGUGUUGAUUAUCUAGGUCAUAUCAUUUCAAGUAAUGGUGUCACCCCCGAUCCUACAAAAAUUCAAGCAAUCAUGGAUUGGCCUCGACCACGUUCUCUCACGACUCUUAGGGGCUUCCUCGGACUCACCGGUUUCUAUAGACGCUUUGUGCGCCACUACGCCUCUCUCGCCGCUCCUCUCACCGAUUUAUUAAGACAUUCAAAGUUUACAUGGAAUGAAUCUGCCGAAGCAGCAUUUACAAAUUUAAAGCAUAAAAUGACUUCCACUCCCGUCUUGUGCCUUCCUGAUUUUUCCAAGCUUUUUGUCAUUGAAACGGAUGCUUCUGGCAUUGCAGUGGGUGCAGUCUUGUCUCAGCAGGGUCAUCCGUUAGCUUUCUUCAGCAAGAAACUCUGCAACAGAAUGCAGGCAUCAUCAGUCUAUGUCCGAGAAAUGUAUGCCAUAACUGAAUCAAUAAAGAAAUGGAGACAGUAUUUGAUAGGGAGACAGUUUCGCAUAUAUACAGACCAAAGAAGCUUAAAAAAUCUACUGGUGCAAACAAUCCAAACACCCGAACAACAAAAGUGGGCCGCUAAAUUGCAGGGUUUUCAAUUUGAAAUCUUUUACAAACCUGGUAAGCAGAAUCAAGUCGCUGAUGCUCUGAGCCGUGUUCAGCAUGAAGACGAAUCUCUUUUGUUAUCCAUCUCCUCUCCGGUUCCGCUCCUCUUCACCCAGCUUGUUGACUUUUACCGUAAAACAACAGAGGGACAAGACCUCAUCACAAAAGCAAAAACCGAAUCAAUCAUCUAUCAGUUCAAAAACGACAUCUUAUACUACAAAGAUAGAGUUUUUAUACCUUCGGUGAGAGAUCUACGUCGUGCAAUCAUUCGAGAAUAUCACUCUACACCAGUAGCGGGUCAUUCAGGCGUGCAACCCACCUUAUCUCGUCUUUCAGCUUCCUUCUUAUGGCCUGGUAUUUACAAAGAUGUCGAACUGUUUGUGAAGGAAUGUCAAACCUGCCAACAUAGUAAAUACAUGCCAAAAAAGAAACAAGGGUUACUACAGCCGUUAGAAAUCCCUUUGCAGGUAUGGGAUGAACUAUCGAUGGACUUUAUAACACACUUACCUUCAUCAUUUGGUCAUACGGCCAUUUGGGUAAUUUGUGACCGCCUGACAAAAUAUGUCCAUCUCAUUGCACUACCUACCAGCUUCACGGCUCGCGACCUUGCUAGAAGAUUUUCAACUGAGAUCUGUCGCUUACACGGGAUCCCUCGUUCUAUCGUUUCAGACAGAGAUCCUUUAUUCUUAAGUUCCUUUUGGAAAGAACUUUUCAGAAUCCAGGGCACAACCUUAAAGUUCAGUUCAGCCUACCACCCUGAAACAGACGGACAAACAGAGGUUAUGAAUAGAUGUUUAGAGGCUUAUUUGAGAUGUUUUACAAGUGAUAAUCUGAACCAAUGGUUCAACUACUUACACCUCGCAGAAUACUGGCAUAACUCCGCUUAUCAUUCUGCUACCAAGAUGUCACCGUUCGAAGCCUUAUACGGUAGAGAACCACCUUCUUUUCCCCAAUAUCUCAAAGGCACUACUUCUAUUCCGGAUCUGGAUAUUAACCUGCAACACAGACAAGAACUCCUUAGCACCUUAAGAUCUAACCUCGAACGAGCACGGAAACGAAUGACGGAACAAGCUAAUAAAAAACGGAUGGACUGUACCUUUAACGUUGGAGAUCUUGUGCUCUUGCGUCUUCAACCAUAUCGCCAAAGUAGUGUUCAUCGUCGCACCUCUCAGAAACUUUCCCACCGCUACUUUGGUCCCUUUCCGAUUCGACGCCGUAUCGGCCCGGUGGCCUACGAUCUCGAGCUUCCACCUACCUCACGCAUCCACAGCGUCUUCCACGUUUCACAGCUACGCGCUUUUCACGGAGACAACUCAUCUGGUAAAUUCAUACCACUUCCACCGGAUUUGCCAUCGUUCACAGACACGGAGCCAAGGAUGGAGAACGUGAUAGAGGUUCAAAAGAGAAACACACAAAGAGACUUAGAUGUUUUUGAGUUAGGAGAGAAGGACACAUCUGAGAAUGGAAGGGCUACAGAGAAAACACAACAACGCUUUGGGUCUUCAAAGUUAAAUGGAACUAAUGAAACUCUUAAGCAUACUUCUCACUUAGCUGGCGUGGAAGUCACUUUAACUCACAUGGGUAACAGUACCGCCCCUCCAGUUCCCAAGGUUGAAACGGUUACUAAAUCUCCUCCCUUGAAUUCAUUGGAUUCCUCUGCGCUUCAAUCUAGUCCGUUGGAUUUUUCUACCUCCUCUGUCCAUAAGUCACGCGAAGCUUCCACACAGAUUCCCAAAAUUGCCACUUCAAUUCCAGCUGGCCCGCAUGCAAAUGGGAUUACCAACGCAAUGCCAGCUAGCCCUAUGCGGUCUUCCACUUCCAACAAUUGGGCCUCAGCUUUUCAGCGGACCAACACCCCUUUUGACUCCAACCUUGAGGACAAGGUUGUCAUUGGGCCAGAAAGUAGUGAUAGAAGGCCCAAACGAAUUAUUAAAAGGCCCAGCUAUCUAAGUGAUUACAUGUUGAAUUAA